CACGGCUUCUCCUCCUUCCACCCCAACAACCCUCAAUUUAUUUCAUCGACCCACACUUCCUAGCGAUAAGCUUUGAAACGGAAACGAGUCUCGGUUUAAAUACCCGCAGAUUUAUCACAAACACCAACCAAGUACUCGAUCUGAAAGUCCAACAACUUGCCUUCCCAACCUUACGAGAAUUAUCACGAAAAUCCUUUGGCAUACCCAAUAGCCAACAGAUCAUUCUUUACCAUCUAAACAUUUCGAGAUAUCGGCAUCAAUUACAAGACGGUCCUCCGACCCAUCUCGAUCGUAUAAUAGCCUCUCCUCGUUUGCAGCAAAGCAACGGUCUCCUGCAGCCGUGGACUGCAUGCCGACGCAAGAUCAGUACAAUACAUAAAACACCGGCAACGGUGUAACCCGAGAUUCGGAAGUUAGGAAGACGGCGACGAGUUCAAACCCUGCCGUAUCCGCCUCAUCUGUACACCACGAUCAUUCGACUAUUCUAAGUGUAAUAUGAGUAGACAAUACGAAGAUAACACUGCUGAUUCAAAGUCCUCAAGUAAUCUCUCCCUCAACUCGUUACCAAACAUGUCUUCUCCAGCACCCUUAUUACGUCCUCCCAUUCCCGGUAGUCGACAAAAUGGCGGCGCAAGGACACCUAGGCUGGGUUUGGCUAUACCACCUUCUCUAAACAUUAAGCCUGUCAAUGCCCCUGCAACGAAAGGUCUUACACUACAAAUGCCUGGCUCGAUGCCUGCACGACCUUCACUACCUCGGUUACAAUUAGCUACACCGAUGGGAAGUAACGCUACGCCAUAUGAACAAUCUGGAAGGAUCGCAGCUGCUCCAGGUCAGUCUGCAAGUGGAGGGAGUGAAAGUAGUGCGGCACAUUCGAGAUCAGGGAGCUUUGGACCAAUGGAUGGCAAGGGAAGUGGACCAACAUCUGCAGGCUCACAGUACUCUGCAUUCUCAUUAGCAUCGCAAUAUGGAUUGAGCAAACCGCAAGGAACACCAGAUCCCUCAUCAGCCGUCGGGUCAUUAUACUCAGAAAGGAGCGACGGAGGCGUUGGUAUGGAAAGGGAUGGUAGCAUGAAUGGCCUUGAGGCAUUCGAUAAACUGAGUUUAGAAAAAGGACGAACACUAGAUGUUGAAGAUCUAGAUGAUGAUGGAUGGCGGAUAGCAAGUAUGGAGAAGAGGAUCGACGAGCUUGGGAGUUUAGGAGAGGGAGCUGGAGGUGCAGUAACUCGGUGUAUGCUGAAGGGUGGAAAGACUGUCUUUGCUCUGAAGGUAAUUUUAUACGCCUCACAAUAUCUUCUACGCUGCUUACUGACACUCUUAGAUCAUUACCACAAACCCCGAUCCCGAUGUGAAAAAACAGAUCGUCCGUGAGUUAGGUUUCAACAAAGGCUGUGAUAACGAGCACAUUUGUCGCUACUAUGGCGCUUUCGUCGAACCCUCAACAGCUACCAUUUCCAUUGCCAUGGAAUUUUGUGAAGGUGGUUCUCUCGACUCAAUAUAUCGUGAAGUAAAGAAACUUGGUGGCCGUACCGGCGAGAAGGUCCUUGGAAAGAUUGCUGAGGGUGUCCUGAACGGUCUGACCUACCUCCAUGGAAAGAAGAUUAUUCACCGAGAUAUCAAACCUUCCAAUAUCCUCCUCUGUCGCGAUGGUCAGGUAAAGCUAUGUGAUUUCGGUGUCAGUGGUGAGUUCGGUACCAAGGGCGACGCAAACACCUUUAUCGGAACAUCUUACUACAUGGCGCCUGAACGUAUUACUGGUCAGUCAUACACUAUCACUUCCGACGUCUGGUCUACUGGUGUCACCCUUCUGGAAGUAGCUCAACAUCGCUUCCCAUUUCCAGCAGAUGGAUCAGAAAUGCAGCCUCGAGCUGGAUUGAUUGAUCUUUUAACGUACAUUGUUCGACAACCUAUUCCAAAGUUGAAGGAUGAACCGGAUGCUGGUAUCAAAUGGAGUGACAGUUUCAAGUACUUCAUUGAGUGCUGGUAUGUUGUUCCUUAUUUUCCUCAAGACCUAACUCGUUCUAACUUUAUAAUCACAGUCUCGAAAAAGAUCCUACUCGUCGCGCCUCGCCUUGGCGAAUGUUGGAGCACCCAUGGAUGGUCGAAAUGCGUGGCAAACGUGUGAAUAUGGCACAUUUCUUAGCCACGGUAUGGGGCUGGUAAUCCAUGUCAGGGAACGAUUCUGCACCGCAUCAUCAUCAUAAACGAAUUGAAUCCACUGGAUGGAACAGCAAGCAAAAGGGAGUCCUGUCUAUUUGACGAUAGGAGGAAAAUAGAAGCAACCUUCGAUGAUGUAUUAUGUCUAACGACAUUGAUAUGACACGAUACGAUUAUGGCAAAACUUUGAGAUUUCCCAAGGCAAGCGCAAAAGAUAUAAAAGAUCAAACCACAACCACUAGUCCUCAAAUCUAUCAUCAAACAUCUAUCUAUCUACCUAAAUUUUUCCUGUAUCGACCACAUCACCUCACAUCAGCAAUCCACGAUCAUCUGCAUUUACCGGCGUCACCAUGUUUCUUUGUUCCUCUUCUCUUCCUCUUCCUCUCGAAUUGGGUACGGCGAAACGGCUUUUUUUCUUGGGUAUAGGAGAAAUGGAUUUUUUCCGGGGUUUGUUGGAAGGCAUUAAGAGCGAGCGAGCAAGCAAAACUGAAAGCGAGAGCUAGAGCGAGCGGUUGAAGGGGUUGCGAAUGCGAAUGAGUAGCGCUGUAAAGGCUUCUCGUUCUGAUUGUACUACUUACAUAUCCUUAGCUAUCUAUCUACCUACCUACCAAUCUAUCUAUUUACCUACCUAUAUCUAAAAUUCACGUUCACGUGGUAUCUCGUGCUUGGAUCAUCUGGACAUUGAGCAGAGGAGAUAACUGAGUGAUCGGGCAACAAUUGGAUUUAUCGAAAUCUCCCAGAGUGCAUAGAUAGCACGCUGGAUCAAACAGU
This is a messenger RNA of Sclerotinia trifoliorum, 2928 nucleotides long. Lineage: Eukaryota; Fungi; Ascomycota; Leotiomycetes; Helotiales; Sclerotiniaceae. The record is from the annotation of a GenBank genome assembly.